UGGUAAGGCUCCACCUUGGGCUCCUCCCGCUGUCCGACUCCCCUCUCCCAUUGUCUCAAAAGAGACAGCUAUAGUGCUCAGUGUUCGUAUUUCUGAGGUCGCGCUCUUUCUCCGGUCGGCGGGGCAGUCCUGUAACGGAGAACCAGCUUCCCGAGUUCGGGCAGCUCUUCUUUCCUCCUUAGGACCCACUUUGCGUUCCAGGGUCGCAGCUACUAUGUCUGCGCUGCGAACUCUUCUGCUUCUGCUGCUACCUCUGUAUCCUGGUCUUGGUCCUGGAACCGGGAGCGAGGCAAAGGUCACCAGGAGUUGCACUGAGACCCGGCAAAUUCUGGGGGCCCGGGGAUAUAGCUUAAGCCUACUCCCUCCCGCCCUGAUCUCAGGUGAGCAUCUCCGAGUCUGUCCCCAAGAAUAUACAUGCUGUUCCAGUGAGAUAGAGGAGAGGCUGACCUGGGACACUGAGGCUACCUUCCGAGGCCUGGUGGAGGAGAGUGGCUCCUUUCUGGUUCACACAUUGGCUACCCGGCAUAGAACAUUUGAUGAGGUUUUUCGGGACAUGCUCUCGUCAGCUGAGCACUCCCUGGCCCUGCUCUUCCACCGCUCCUAUGGCCGCCUGUAUUCCCAGCAUACUCCCUUAUUCAGUGGCCUGUUCUCUAGGCUGCGGGACUACUAUGAGAAGUCCGGUGAGGGGUUAGAUGAUGCCUUGGUGGAUUUCUGGACGCAGGUCCUGGAGAAAAUGUUCCCCCUGCUGCACCCACAGUACAUCUUCUCCCCUGAAUACCUGUUCUGCCUCACGCGCCUUGCUUCCUCUGCUGAUGACUCUCUGAAGUUUUUUGGGGACUCACCCCGUCGCCUCCGCCUACAGAUAACCCGGGCCAUGGUGGCUGCCCGGGCCUUUAUCCAGGGCCUGGAGACUGGAAGAAAUGUGGUCAGUGAAACGCUUAAGAUGCCCAUGUCCGAUGGCUGCAGGCGGGCUGUGAUGCGUCUGACUGGCUGCCCCUUUUGUCGGGGGGUUCCCUUGUUGCCUCCUUGCCGGGGUUUCUGCCUCAACGUGGCCCAUGGCUGUCUCAGCAGCCAGGGACUGGACCCUGACUGGGGGGCCUAUCUGGAUGGUCUCCUGUUACUGGCUGAGAAGAUCCAGGGCCCCUUUUCCUUUGAGCUGGCAGCCCAGGCCAUUGGGGUGAAGAUCUCAGAAGGUUUGAUGUACUUGCAGGAAAACAGUGUGGGGCUGUCCGCUCAGGUGUUUCAGGAAUGUGGGGUCCCCCCAAAGGCGAUGACCCGUGCCCGCCGAGCCCCAGCACCAGUAGAAGAGGUGGGCCGAUUGUGGAUGGCAGGGGCAGAGGAGGAGCUGCCAACAACAGCGGCAGCCAUGUUGCCCCGAAUGGUGUGGGAGCUGCGUGAAAGGUUGGGCCGGGUCCGGGGCUUCUGGGCCGGGCUGCCCCUGGCGGUGUGUGGGGACCCCCGUAUGGCGGCGGACAUCGCACAGGAGGCAGCACCCUGCUGGACUGGAACCGGGCGGGGCCGGUACUUGUUGCCCGUGGUUGGAGCCUCCCUGACAGAGCAACUCAACAAUCCAGAGGUGCGUGUGGAAGCCUCAAACCCUGACCUUCAGACUCGGAUGCGGCGGUUGCAGCUCCGGUCAGCCAUAAUCAGGAUGAAGGCAGCCGCCCUGGGACGUGACCUGGACCUCGAGGACUGGGAUGAGGAUGCCAGCGGCUCUGGAGAAGGACAGCACUAUGCAGAUGACUGGAUGGCCGGGGCAGCAGCUGUGGGGCCCCCAGCCCGGCCUCCUCGCCCUCCUGGCCGCAAAGGAGGUUUCGUCAUCCGCCAAAACCAGGGCAGGAGCAGGACUGGGGGGACAUCUGUGGGUUUUCACACCCAACCCAUUCUCAUUCUCUUCCUCUCAGCCCUGGCCCUGCUUGGACCUCGAUAAUGGGGGAGGGGUGCCCUGGCAUCAGAAGGGUUCAUGGCCCUUCCCUCCUCCCCACUUAGCUGGGUCUGGGGAGGAGUUGAAGAGGGCUGCAGAGAGGGUAGAGAAGGGACUUUUUGGGUGAAUGGCUAGGGCCCCAAAUCCAGGAGAUUCCCGCUGGGGUUGGGUGGAUGGGUGUUCACAAUAUUUAUUUUUUCAUUUGGUAUUGGGGUGGGGAGGCUGGGGGUAUUUAUUUAGGAAGGACUUGUGGUCUCUCCAACCAAGCCUCUAAGGCUGGGCUCUGGUGGUCAGCUCCAAGAAGGAGAAAGGGAAGAUUUUUAAACUGACAUUUGGCUGUGCGGGGGUGGGGGGGAGGGGAGGGAUUAAAAGAAGUUGGAAGUGGGGGGUGGGGGGCCACCUGGUCUCAGAAAUGAACAAAGCUGGGUGCCGACAGGUGCAGGGCAGGGAACUUGGUUGGGUAUGUGAAUAGGAUGUCAAGAUCUGUGGGCCUUGGUUCUAUGAGUUUUUUCAGCAUCAAUUUCUUCAACUAAAACACACACAAAAAGGACAACUCGUGACCUCUGCCAUCCACAUCCUUCACAAGCUUUGCAUUUCACAAAUAAACAAUGAAUUUAUUGGA
Phyllostomus discolor (pale spear-nosed bat) is the source of this 2546-nucleotide messenger RNA. RefSeq names its product glypican 2 (gene GPC2). The transcript has 10 exons. Lineage: Eukaryota; Metazoa; Chordata; Mammalia; Chiroptera; Phyllostomidae. The record is from RefSeq and is a predicted model, not a curated record. Gene Ontology annotation, biological process: regulation of protein localization to membrane; cell migration; smoothened signaling pathway. Gene Ontology annotation, cellular component: cell surface; extracellular region; synapse. Bases 215 to 1930 code for a protein of 571 amino acids.